Girardinichthys multiradiatus is the source of this 2432-nucleotide messenger RNA. It is a transcript of the gene tmem268, whose product is annotated as transmembrane protein 268. The record is from RefSeq and is a predicted model, not a curated record. NCBI's taxonomy places the organism in Eukaryota, Metazoa, Chordata, Actinopteri, Cyprinodontiformes, Goodeidae. Bases 860 to 1915 code for a protein of 351 amino acids. The transcript is spliced from 9 exons.
AUCACAAGAACCCACAAAGUCCAAAAUGUCACUCCAUGACAGAAUAUUUAUUAUAAGGGUGUAUAAUCACAUGCAUGUAUGAGGGUAUGUCUAAGUAUAAGUGUACAUGUUUCAAAUAAACCUAAAUAUGGCCAGAUCUAACAUAUAAACAAUUCAUGGAGAUAUUUAAGUUUUAUAAUAUUAUGUAAAAUAUUUUGAUAAAAAGUUGUUGAACAACCGCAAAAGAAGGCUUUCUAAAAAGUGUCUAAUUCACUGACAGGCUUCUAUGUAUUUAUGGGACUUGUCUCCAGUAAAAAAAAGCAUAAAAAUGUUUGCCUUCUUGGCAUGGUCCCCCAAUGACUCUUUGGACUUCAUGAGUUAAUGUAUAACAGCUCCAAUAAAACUGCAACAUGAUGCCAGCAGAACCAAAGCUGCUUGUCAUCAUAAAUUCUAAUGAAAUAAAAGCAUUUCCUGGAUCAUUAAACAAUCAUUUUGGAUUCAGACAUCUGCUUCAAAGCGGAUCAGAUCGCGUCAGUUAGACCGUAUAGGUUCAGUAAGGCAAUUCUGCUCGCUUCCCUUCUUGCUUGCUCUUCCUGUGCAGAGAUGAGAGUCACAAACCACAUUCCUGCAGUCAUGAGGCGCAGCUGAUCUGAGUCACAAAGCUGGAGAGAGAGAAGGAGAGGAACAGGCCGAACACAUUCAGACAUGAAAAGAGCAAACUGGUAAACUGGCACCAAGCUGCUUUCAAGGAAUCGAUUUAAAGGCUCUUCUCUUCUCAGGAAACAACUGCAGCAUUAUUGACUAGGGGAUUCAGUUAUCACUGCUGCAUUCACAAGAUGGACUUUCAUCUCGACUACAGGAUCUAGUGACCUCUGACCUGAUGGAGGACAACAAUGGGGAUUGCCAGGUGACGGGGGAGACUGAGGUUGACAUUGAAAUCAGACAAACUAAAACUGACCAACAGACCAACAACAACAGAUCCACAUGGACAAAUGGCCAGUGUGUUGCUGCAAUCCCAACCAGUUCAACGUUCAGACCUAGAUUUGAUCUGUCUCUCUGUCGUGCCAAACUGGAGAGGAAUGGUUUUAGGGUUCCAGCCGGGGACAUGGAGGUUCCACUGAAAAUAGCCCUGGAUGUCCCCUCAGUCAGAAGAUACAUGGUUUUGAACUCAGGCCUUUUCCACUUUAUAUUGGCACCGGUGCUGUAUGUUGUAUUAUGGUGUGCAGUUUUCUCCACCCUCCACCUCUACAUCACUGUUACUGAAUACUGGGUCCUCAUUCUCUCCGUCAGCCUCAUCUCUAUCCUCCUCACUACUGCCAUCAUCUUCUUUCUUCAUCUCAGUAACAAAGACAUCAACGUGAACAUAGAUGUUCGGUUGGUCCAGGUGAAUGAGAAGAUGACGAAACACAAGUUGUUGGUGGGUGUUGCAGACUGGGUGCAGAACUGCACUGGACACAUGCAGUUGUGCUUUGUGUACUGGGACAUGUCCCCCUGUUUGAGGACACUGACUGAUAUUUUAGAGGAGUGGAGCCCUGUGACAAAUGACACCCAGAAAACCAUGAAGAGCAGAAUGUCACAUCUCGUCUUGGUGACGGAGCAUCCUCCCAUCGACCCCGAGGCUAGUGGUUCAGAUGUCGAGCAAGACAUUGAUGAAAACAGGCCUCUGCUGAGAAAUGAGGACACAGGAUGCAGUACGCCGUCCAGCCAGCAGGGGGACUCAAAGGUCACCUCUAACUACAGCCUUGUUCCUGAAGCUUUACUACCUGCUCAGGCUAAAGCAUACCAACUUCUGAUGACCUACAGCGCAGCUUACGUGAAGUUGCUGAUGUCUAGGAGGCUGUCGGGGCCGUCCCAUCAUCACAUGAGGCCCCUGAGAAAUCACUGCGUGGCCCCCCUCUGCCUCUGCCAGUACAUUAAAAAGAAAGUCCUUCAAUGAGAAAGAAAAUUACAAACAGCAACCUGGAUCUAAGUAUUGAAGGAAUCUAUUCUCCUAGAACCAAUGUGGAUUUAGGUUAUUUUUAUUCACUGAUGGACUUGUUUGGACACUAUACUUCUUUGUUUUUUUUAUUUUUUCUCUCCAUCCUGUGAGGCAGCUUGGGUUUUUUGCCUGACUGCUGAUUUUCUGCCAGCUUUGUGUUUGCACCACCUGGUUGUUAAUUUGUUUGCAUUCAGCCAAAUGCUGUCAGCCCAACUGCUGGGAAACAAUAUUUAUAACUGUUUAUACAUGACAAUCACAAACAUAGUUACUAUUUACCGCUGUUUAAAUGAUCAGUACAAAUAAUAAAUAUACUGUAGAGAUGUUUAAUUUAAUCUGCUGUGUAGUAAACUGCAAAAAAGAUCUUCUGUAGUGUCACUGUGAACUAGGAGACCUUUCCUUGUAAAGAACUGAUUUCUAUUUCUUUAAGACAUGCCUUAAAGGGCUAUCCAUUAAAAAGAUACAAUCUGAAUGAUUA